This is a messenger RNA of Drosophila mojavensis, 2292 nucleotides long. Its product is annotated as zinc finger protein 91. The transcript has a single exon. The record is from RefSeq and is a predicted model, not a curated record. Gene Ontology annotation, cellular component: nucleus. Gene Ontology annotation, molecular function: zinc ion binding. The coding region runs from base 59 to 2125 and encodes 688 amino acids. Lineage: Eukaryota; Metazoa; Arthropoda; Insecta; Diptera; Drosophilidae.
UAUCGAUUAAUGAAUAAAUGUUUGCGUUCUCAAUUCACGCUAGAAAACAAAACUUAAAAUGGAAGAAUUUUGUCGAAUUUGCGCAAGAAACGAUGUCAGCCUAGUAAAUAUAUUCGAUCAACGGGAUCACCUGGAGAUGGAGCCACCAUUGAUUGAUAUGCUGAGUGAAUUGGUUACUUGUGAAAUUCAACUCAAUGAUCAAUUGCCUCAGAACAUUUGCCUCUCCUGCAGCUCAGCUGCCAGAAGUGCAUUUCGUUUCAAGCGUUUGUGUGAACAAAGCUAUGAGUACUUUUGGCAGUUGUUGAGCGUCGAGAGUGACCCCAACUGCGAUGAGGAAAACACAGAGUUGCACUCUUCCAUUGAGAUUAAAGAGGAGCCUGCGGAAUAUGAGCAACAGAGUAGCAGCACGAACAUUGAAAAUAGUGAAGUAAUCACUGCAAUGGAUGAGGAGGCUGGAAAGGAGGAGAAAGAGGAGCUAACUACCGAAAAAACGGAUGAACAGAAGUUAUUUGAGUGUCUGAUAUGCGGAGGAAAUUAUGCGUCUCAGGAGCUCUUAGACAUCCAUUCUCGUAACUGUAGCAGUACGAACAUUGAAAAUAGUGAAAUUAUCACUGCAAUGGAUGAGCAGUGUGAAGAGGAGGAGAAAGAGGAGCUAACUACCGAAAAAACGGAUGAACAGAAGUCAUUUGAGUGUCUGAUAUGCGGAGGAAAUUAUGCGUCUCAGGAGUUCUUAGACAUUCAUACUCGUAACUGUAACCGAAAAACUUUUUCAUGUACCUACUGCUCAAAGGUUUAUUUUUCACAUAGCAGUCUCAUUAUUCAUACACGUCUACACACCGGCGAACGUCCGUUUAAGUGUUCCAUUUGCGGAGAGGAUUUCAUAAGAAAAGAUAAUCUAACGAAGCAUAUAUAUUCACAUACUGGUGAACUUCCAUACGAAUGUCCCCAGUGCUUGAAGCGCUUCAGUCAUCGUAGCAUUCUUAACAGGCAUCUUCAUAUUCAUGAGCGAGGCAAAUCAUAUAAAUGUGAAUACUGCGACGAGAUCUUUGAGAGAUACAACUAUUUGCGAAGACAUAAGGAAAAACACCCGGAAUGUAGAAAGAGUGCCGGAGGUGAUGUAAUGAAUGCUCCUAUACUAAGUAAAGAUCUGAACGCAGAGCAGGUCACGUCGUCUGGCACAAGUUCAAAAUCCUUCAAACCGAGUGAUCCUUCAAACAGUGAGCUACAUGACAAGGAAACUAGUUAUAAGUGUCCAAGUUGUCCUCUAAUCUUCCUCACUGAGAUUGUUUUCAAGAAACAUAUGCAAUCGCAUUCCGAUAAAAACGAGUGGCAACAGGAAAUGGAGCAGACAGACAUAGACAGAAAUACCCAUGAUAGUAGUCAAGACAGUUAUCCAGUUCUUUUGACUGAGUUCGUACCUAUAGAAUCUUCUGAGAAUUUAACCAACGAAAAUCAUGUUGAAGCAAUUAGUUGCAAUGUUAACUUAGAUGAAAGUACAGAAAUAACAGAGCAUCCCAACGAAGAUCAACCCAACUUUCCCAGAAAAGAUAAUAUAUAUGCAACCAAUUCUGAUUGCGAAAUGAAUUCAAAUACAAAUUCAAAAAAUCAAGUUCUUCUUACUGAACUUGUACCCAUCGAAUUUUCAAAUCAUGUGGGAAUUACAAAAAGAAACAAGUUCCCCAAAGAAGAUAAACCCAACUUCCUCAACAAAGGUAAUAGUCAAGCAACAAAUAAUGCUUGUAAAGUUAAAUUAAAUAAAAUUAAAAAGAAUAGAGUUCUUUUGACUGAACUCGGACCCAUUGCAUUCUCUGAGAAAGAAGACACAUAUUCUAAUUGGAAAGAUAAGUUAGCUAAAAUUAGAGAGGUACGCAAGCUCACUGCUAAGAAAAUUCAUCAGUGUAAGCGGUGCGAAAAGAAGUUUCCUACCGGGUCUGCUUUAAGCAAACAUUAUCACAUCCAUUCCGAAGAACGUCCCUAUAAGUGUAAAUUCUGUCGGAAAACAUUUAAAAGAACUUCAAGUCUUCAAAGCCACAUGACUGUCCAUCAGUGCAAAUAUUGUGGGAAAUCAUUUAGAAACAAAAAACUAUUGGGUCAUGGGUGCCCAAAAGGUAUUGAUAUGUCGUAGGCUUAAGUAUUCACUGUAGAAAUUAAGAUGCAAAGUAAUUACAAUUAAUUAUUAGCUAAAAAUAUAUUUUGAAAAAUUGUGUACCUUUUAAUAUAUGCAUUUUACAUAUUUCUCAUGUUCAAUGGCUUCAAAAAAUAAAAAUAUAGUACAGUCCACGGAUCACUGCA